This is a messenger RNA of Folsomia candida, 1709 nucleotides long. RefSeq names its product alpha-L-fucosidase. NCBI's taxonomy places the organism in Eukaryota, Metazoa, Arthropoda, Collembola, Entomobryomorpha, Isotomidae. The record is from RefSeq and is a predicted model, not a curated record. Gene Ontology annotation, biological process: glycoside catabolic process; fucose metabolic process. Bases 152 to 1501 code for a protein of 449 amino acids. Gene Ontology annotation, molecular function: alpha-L-fucosidase activity. The transcript has 7 exons. Gene Ontology annotation, cellular component: lysosome.
GAUAUCUUGUUGUUUUUCCCAAAUAAAUACACAAAAAUUAUAUCAAUCAAUCGAUUACGUGCAUAAAUAUAAGUAAACUUGAGUCCAGUUCACUAAAUAUUGUCCACUUCAACUCAAUAGUUGCUGUUUGCUGUGCAAAAGAGCCAUCAUAAUGGCAAAGUUAUUCCUAUUCAUUGUCACAAGUGCUCUAUUUUUGAGCCACUGCCACACCCAGAAUUACACCCCCGACUGGCCCAGCAUAGAUUCUCGCCCAAUCCCGGCCUGGUAUGAUGAGGCGAAAAUUGGCAUUUUUAUCCAUUGGGGGGUCUACAGCGUGCCUGCCUUUAAAAACGAAUGGUUCUGGACGGAAUGGAAAUCUGGCGGAUGUCCAGCCUGCGAGGAGUUCAUGACUGCACAUUACAAGCCUGGUUUUACUUAUCAGGAAUUUGGUCCCGAUUUUACAGCCGAAUUUUUUAACGCGUCCGACUGGGCGGAUCUUUUCCAGCGAGCGGGUGCAAAUUACGUAGUCCUGACCUCUAAGCAUCAUGAAGGUUACACCCUGUGGCCGUCGAAAUAUUCAUUCAGCUGGAACUCUAUGGAUGUCGGGCCCCACAGAGAUCUCGUUGGGGAAUUCGCUGCGGCUAUCAGGAACAGGACAUCGCUCCGCUUUGGCCUUUACUACUCGAUGUAUGAGUGGUACAAUCCAUUAUGGAUGCAAGAUAAGGCGAAUGGCUUCACGACGGAUGAAUUUGUCACGACAAAAGUGAUCCCUGCUUUUAAGGAAGUUGUGGAACGGUACGUCCCAGAAAUCGUGUGGCCUGACGGAGAGUGGGAAGCACUUUCGACAUAUUGGAAAUCCACCGAAUUUCUAGCUUGGCUGUACAACGAAUCUCCUGUCAAGGAUACCGUUGCCAUCAAUGACCGAUGGGGGAGUGAGACGAGAGGAGAGCAUGGUGGUUUUUGGACUGGUGGCGAUCGUCUUAAUCCUGGAUAUCUUCUCCCUCAUAAGUGGGAAAACUGUAUGACCCUGGACAAGCAGUCUUGGGGGUACAGAAAAAAUGCUAAGAUCGAAGAUUACUUAACACCAGAAGAGCUUAUGAGAACUUUGGUGGAAACCGUGUCCUGUGGGGGGAACCUUUUAGUCAACGUGGGGCCCACACGGGAAGGAAUGAUCGCUCCAAUCCAACAAGAACGCCUCCUCCAGAUGGGCGAUUGGUUGGGCGUUAAUGGAGUCGCUGUGUACGGUUCGGUUCCCUGGACGAGUCAAAAUGACACAGUGACACAAGGAGUCUGGUAUACUGCCAGUUCGGAUGGGAGCAAGAUCUACGCUUUUGUGACUUCCUGGCCUGGGGAGUCUGUCCAACUCGGCGCCGUAACGUAUAAUCCGACCAUAACGAUUAGUAUGUUAGGUCACGAAGGAAACUUACCGUUUGACGCAGCCUCGCCUGGAAUUCGGAUCUUGUUUCCACGACCUGACCUCACAACUUCAAAGUGGACUUGGACACUGGUCAUUACCAAUUAGAAAAAAACGGAAUGAAAAAACAUUUCAAGUGAGAUGUGCCAAAAACCGUUUCAAAAUUAUUUUGUGUGUAAUUAUUGACUUAAAAUGCAUAUACAGAUGCAUAUAUCUGUAUAUUCAAUUCUAAUUUUUAUGGGUUAUUAAAAUUACAGCAUACACAUAUAAUUAAAUUCUGAGAAAUUUAUUGCAUCAGUAAAUAAAUUUAACAGAG